Messenger RNA from Ipomoea nil (Japanese morning glory), 2253 nucleotides. Its product is annotated as protein FAR1-RELATED SEQUENCE 5-like. NCBI's taxonomy places the organism in Eukaryota, Viridiplantae, Streptophyta, Magnoliopsida, Solanales, Convolvulaceae. The record is from RefSeq and is a predicted model, not a curated record. Gene Ontology annotation, molecular function: zinc ion binding. Gene Ontology annotation, biological process: regulation of DNA-templated transcription. The coding region runs from base 1 to 2253 and encodes 750 amino acids. The transcript has 3 exons.
AUGGAUGAUGAAGACACCGGUUGUUCAACAGGUUGUGCCACAGAGAUGUUGCCAGUAGCAGAUGUUGCCGCGCCCGGUGCGGUGGGGUUGGCGACUUCACAUUCGCUCCAGUGGAAGCCCAACGUGGAUGAUUCAAUUUUGCCCGUAGUUGGACGCAAGUUUAGAACACUAGAAGAAGGUAUCGAAUUCUACAUGAACUACGCUCGAAUAAGUGGCUUUGACGUUCGCCAGGGGACAUUGAAGCGAGACAGAGAUGGGGUCAUAUUUAUGCGCUAUUUACUGUGUAGCCGGCAAGGGAUCAGAGGUGGUGGGAGGAUUAACCGGCUUCCAGACCGUGAUGUUGGAAGAGGAAAGAACAGGGAGCGCCGUCGAAGGAUUUCUAACAGAGUCAAUUGCAAGGCCAAGAUCUGCUUGAGGAAGAAACGUUCUGGGGAUUUCAUCGUGACUGUUUUUGUAGAAGAACAUAGCCACAAACUGUGCUCUGAACCUUCUAAAAUGUUUAUGCGGAUUAACCGGCAGUUGAAUGUAUCCCAACAAGCAUUCCUAGCAAACUGUGUUAAGACCAAUAUCGGGGCAUCGACAGGCUUGCGGUUUUGCAAGGAGGUGGCAGGUUCCUACGGGAACGUGGGUGCAACCGACGUAGAGUUCCACAAUUUUAAACGUGACCUCCAAACUUACGUCGAAGUCGGUGAUGGCGAGAUGAUCAUUGAGAAGUUCAAAGCGAAGCAUGAAGUGUGUAGUGACUUCUAUUUUGAUUACCAGCUCGACGAAGACGAUCGACUAGCACGACUUUUUUGGGCUGACCCCAGCGGUAGGCGCGCAUUUUCUUGCUACGGUGAUACUAUUUCGUUCGACGCAACUUACGGCACAAACAGGUAUAGUAUGGUGUUCGUGCCAUUCACCGGGGUUAACAACCACAAACGAUGCAUCACUUUCGGGGCCGGUUUGCUCACUAAGGAGGAUGUGGACUCAUACAGUUGGCUAUUGGAGAGAUUUAAAUGCGCAAUGGGAAAGACCCCAUUGUGUGUUGUGACCGACCAAGACCCUGCUUUGAGAGUUGCUAUCGAAGAAGUUUUACCAGGGAGCCGUCAUCGCUUCUGCAUGUGGCACAUCAUGACCAAGGUCCCGGAAAAAAUCGGGAAUGAGUUAGCUAAAGACGAGAAGUUUCGCAACAAAUUAAAUGCUAUCGUAUGGAAUGAGAGAAUCACUAGUGCUGAAUUUGAGGCACAAUGGAACCUAUUAAUGGAUGAGUACAAUCUGACAACCCAUCGGUGGUUUUGCAAACUGUACGCAGAACGGGAGAGCUGGAUCCCGGCUUAUUUUACAGAUUUGCCAUUGAGCGGGUUGGUACGUACCACAUCUCGUUCGGAAGCAGAAAACAGUGUGUACGGAAAAUUCACACGCCUUCAUUCGAGUCUGGUAGAGUUCUACAUGCAAUACGAGAGUGUCCUUGAAACGCAAUGCUACAGGCAAGCAAAAUUGAAUGCAGAGUGUGAGGGAUACCUACCAGAAUUCAAAACACCUUUAGCACUCGAGCGGCAUGUUGCACAGCUAUUCACGAUAACUAUUUUUUAUGAGCUGCAGAAAGAGAUCGAAGCUGCCUGUUUUUACUCCCGGGUUGUAGGAGUUCGCGAGGACGGGGGGAGCAUCUAUUACGACAUCCGAGGCGAGUGUAACACAAUUUUCAGCGUACACCACGAUCCGAAGGGGCUCAGUGCAUCGUGCACCUGCAAGUUGUUUGAAAGAAUGGGUCUAGUCUGCAGGCAUAUGUUCCUAGUGUUCCGAGACGCACAGCUUGAGCAGUUGCCGUCCCAAUACAUUGUGACCCGAUGGUGCAAACAUCUAGCCUGCGGUGCAUGCAGUGGUCAGUUAUCCGUUGCAAACGGGUCAACAUGUGGAGCGACACAACUUUGGGCUGAGAUUAACACGUGUGUUGGGUUGGUGGGCAGUAACACGGAGCGACAAGCACGUUUUAUCGAUGUACUGAAGAGUCUUACGGUGGAAUUUACAAGCGAUGGUAAUACUGGGGGACCUAUUAAGGGUAAUCGUGGCGCCAUUCAGGCAUUAUGCGGUGUGCAAGCACCACAAUCCAUAACGAUCAAGGCCCCCGCACAAGCAAAAAAUAAAGGUACUGGGAAGCGUAUUAAGAGCAGCCGAGAGCUUGCCAUUGAGAAGAAUGUCAAAACUGGACGAAAAUGUGGGAUUUGUGGGAAGUAUGCCCACCAUAACGCACGUAGUUGCCCUCACAAGUAA